Danio aesculapii is the source of this 2348-nucleotide messenger RNA. RefSeq names its product G protein-coupled receptor 63 (gene gpr63). Gene Ontology annotation, cellular component: membrane. Gene Ontology annotation, molecular function: G protein-coupled receptor activity. Bases 555 to 1778 code for a protein of 407 amino acids. The record is from RefSeq and is a predicted model, not a curated record. The transcript has 2 exons. Gene Ontology annotation, biological process: G protein-coupled receptor signaling pathway. NCBI's taxonomy places the organism in Eukaryota, Metazoa, Chordata, Actinopteri, Cypriniformes, Danionidae.
GCGACGCGAUGUGUUUGGGAUGCACAUGAGAAAUGAGACGAGGGUACAAAAUGUAUCCUGAUGCGUUCCUCUGAUUAAGACGAGCAUCUGCGGUCGGCAAACAGCGGCGCUUCAGUGCAGUUCUCUCAGGGACUUUAUUUACAGAUCAGCAAGAGAUUGAACAUCAGGUUUACAGCGGGGGUGUGUGAUUGAUUCAUCAGCCCCAGAGGCGAGUCAGAAGUCAGAUGUUGUUGUUUUUAAACGUGUACAUGUAAACGACUCGCCUUCACAGCUCGAUACUGGGAUGUGAACGCUGAAGCAGGAGAAAAGCGGGUCGUCAAACAUCUGUCCGGGUGUUUAGAUGGACAUGUCGGUUUGCUGGAGCUUCAAACAUCUGUCGAGGAAAAGAUGUGAACGCGAAUCUCAGCGAAUAAUGCUGUGACCGAUGCCGCAUCCUUCAUAUCACUCAAACCACACAGGAGAAACCAGGGUCUGCCUCCAUGCUGAGAUGUGCGCUAGUCACCUGUCUGAUCGGCUGAGCGUGCACUCUUUACCAUGUAACUACAAAAAGAAGGAUGCUUUAUUCGUCCACUAGUCCUCCUGUGGCUUCAGGGCAGCCGAAUCCCUCAGCUCGGCCAGCGUCCCAGCCCGCGGGCGCACGAGCCAUGGAGAACUCCUCCAGCAAACUCAACAGCUCGCCGGACUUCCGGACUCUGUCAGAAUACAUCACUCCGUCAUCAGUUUGGCAGGAGCCCGUGGAGGGUCUGAACCUGCCCUUGCAGGUGUUCUUGGGCCUGGUGAUUAUCUGCGUGCUGCUGCUGGCCUUCCUGGGGAACAUGGUGGUGUGUGUAAUGGUCUACCAGAGGGCUGCGAUGCGCUCGGCCAUCAACAUCCUGCUGGCCAGCCUCGCCUUCGCUGACAUGAUGUUAGCGGUCCUCAACAUGCCCUUCGCUUUGGUCACCAUGGUGACCACACGCUGGAUCUUCGGUGACGUGUUUUGCCGCGUGUCAGCCAUGUUCUUCUGGAUGUUUGUUAUGGAGGGAGUAGCUAUUCUGAUGAUCAUCAGCGUGGACCGUUUUCUAAUCAUCGUGCAGAAGCAGGACAAGCUCAGUCCACGCAGUGCCAAAUUGUUAAUCGCGGUCUCGUGGUGUUUGUCCUUCUGCUUCUCCUUCCCUCUUUCCUUCGGCUAUCCCGCGCUCUACAUUCCCCCCAGGGCUCCGCAGUGUGUUUUCGGAUACACCGCCGAGCGUGGAGACCAUGCCUACGUGAUGCUGAUCAUGCUGUUGUUUUUCUUCGUCCCGUUUCUGGUGAUGCUCUACACGUUUAUGGGAAUCUUGAGCACGCUCCGCCACAACGCGCUGCGCAUCCACUCGCACCCAGACUCGGUGUGCCUCAGCCAGGCCAGCAAGCUGGGUCUGAUGAGCCUCCAGAGGCCUUUUCAGAUGAACAUCGACAUGAGCUUCAAAACACGUGCCUUCACCACCAUCCUCAUCUUGUUCUCCGUCUUCACCGCAUGCUGGGCGCCGUUUGCCACCUACAGCCUGCUGUCCACCUUCAGCCGGACCUUCUACUACAGGCAGAACUUCUUCCAGAUCAGCACAUGGCUCCUGUGGAUCUGCUACCUCAAAUCAGCCCUGAAUCCUCUGAUCUACUACUGGCGCAUCAAGAAGUUUCGCGACGCCUGCCUUGACUUGAUGCCCAAGUACUUCAAGUUCCUGCCGCAGCUGCCUGGCCACACCAAGAGACGCAUCCGCCCCAGCGCUGUUUAUGUGUGCGGGGAGCAUCGCUCUGUGGUUUAGCGGACGAGGCCUGUUUUUUGUAAUUCUUAUCAAGCUGUGAUAUGGUCGGUCUUUUCUUAAAACUUCAGGAUUUGACUUUUAUUAAAUGGGAUCACCCCUUGAGAUGGAGGUUUUUGAUAGGGUCCUGAAGGAUGUGCUUUGGUUUCUACAAGAUUGUACAGCUGGAAGGUUUACAGAGUUUGUACGUUAAACUUCUUUGAUUGCACAAUGUUUAUUUUUUAGGAUUUAGAACUUGAUAGAGGUUUGUUCCGUACAUAUCGGUCAGGUGCUGCUAUACUUGGUGAAAAUGUGCAAUUUUCUGUUUUAUAUGCCAUGAAUGUAAUGAGAUUGUAUGUGCUGUAUCUGUUGUUUUUUAACCUGGCUUUGUGAUCUCUUCUUCUUCUCUUUGUUUUAAACAACAUUUUAUUUAAUUUCAUAUAUUGAUGGUUCAGCUGUUAUAUUUUGGAUUAUUUUCAGUGUGGGGAAAAGGCAUUUGACACAGGAUAAAGCAUGACUUUUAGAUGACUUUUGUGAAAAUACAGGAUUUUUUAAAAGUUAUUUGUGAUUUCAAUGCCUGAAGUGAAUAAAAUC